AAUAACUAUAUUUAUCUUUACGAUAUAGUUUAGUUUAAGCGCACAGACUAGUAUUGAUUACAUUGGGUCAGUCUUACUUGUAGACUUCAUGAGGCUUUAAGUUAUUUAAGGCCUGUACGACAUGCAAUCUUCUCACUCACAGCCUUUGUUGUGCCAACAGUGAAGCAUGAACUGAAAACUAGAGCCGUCCUGUGAGCCAAAGGUCACCAUGGAGACGGACGAAGCACCUGCGCAGCGUAAUGACGACAGGGCAGAGACCUGCACCGUGUCUGUUAAAGGCCUGACAGAGAACUGGCAGAAAUGGUCCAACGACCACUGCGAGUAUCAGAAACACAAUCCCUUCAGCAACGGCAAGGUGAUUCCCCCGCAGAUCCAGCGAGGACAGGAGGGCUACGGCAGGCCUUUAGAGGGCUCUAAAACAGAGCAGAGGGGGAAAGACGCCCACUCCCACAUCAGCAGAGAGGUCACUGAGCUCUGCCAGGUCAUUCAGGAGAUCGGAGAGAGCAGAGACGACGGCAGGCCGGCUGUGCGGUUCGGGACGCUGUUCGAGAGAUACGUCACCAUCUCUGAUAAACUGGUGGGAGUUCUUCUGCGGGCACGCAAGCAAGCGCUGGUGCACUUUGAAGGGGAGAUGCUGUGGCAGGGGAGAGAUGAUGAAGUUCUCAUCACCUUGUUACAGUGAUUUACAGAAGUGAUGGACACCACGUGCCUGCCUCAAAGUCAAUAUUACUGUCCAAAAUUGCACUAUAGGCAUCUGUUUUACUUGAACAGGGGUUAGUUUUUGGCCAAAGAAACUAUUACUAAUGAGAUUGUUGACUUGAGUGUAAUGAAUUUAAAUGUAGCAAACUGGUAUAUUAUGUUACCUUUUCAUGCUUUCAAAGUGGGAC
Molecule: messenger RNA, 887 nt
Organism: Rhinichthys klamathensis goyatoka
Lineage: Eukaryota; Metazoa; Chordata; Actinopteri; Cypriniformes; Leuciscidae
Product: actin-binding Rho-activating protein-like
Exons: 1
Coding region: 209-682 (157 amino acids)
Biological process (GO): positive regulation of Rho protein signal transduction
Molecular function (GO): actin binding
Source: RefSeq, a predicted model, not a curated record